AGAAGAAAGCUAGCCACAUAUUGUUUCUGAUAAUAAUUGAGGAGAAAUAGCCAUUGUUACUUAUACAUUGUUUUUUUUGCUGAACCUAACUAAGAUUCUAUCAAAUUCUUGACCGAAAUUCUCAGGAAAAAAUAUACACUUGCUUUUCCUUCAACUGAGAUUGAUCAUGGCGGCCUAUGCAGCCUUGGUUUCUGUUAUGCAUAUCAUGGAUACAAUCGAGCAUCACCAUUCCCCUCCAAUUUCUAUCGACAAACAACAAGUUGAAUCUCUCACUCAAAUUCUUACCUUUUUGCAGGAAUUUCUUCAAGGUUAUAAGUCCCCUGUUGCUGACGGAGACGAAGCUGAUCCGCUAGAGAUGCAUAUUGUAGAUGCAGCUUAUGCGGUUGAAGAUGUUAUCGAAUCAUAUAUUGUGAACGUGAUUGAACUGGGUAGAUCUAGUCCCAAUGAAGAAUUUCUCCAAGGCUAUAACACCCUCUACAACGAUGAAACAGAUUCUUUGGAGACGCUUAUCGCAGAUUUAGCUGAAGAUGCUGUCGAAUCUCAUAUUUGGGUCAAGGUUCGGUUGAGCAUAUCCAAACUAGCCAAAAUCUGCUGCUUCUUCAACUGCUUUGGAGAUGCAGCUCAUGCGGUUGAAGAAGUGAAUUCUAGAGAGGAGGUCAGUUGCAUCAACUUCUAUCAAGAUCUACAGCAAGUGAUAGAAGAAAUGAAUGUGAUCAAGAAGGAAGCCAUGGAGAUUGCAGCCGAAGCUCAGCUGCAGAGAAAGGUCUCCUUGACUCAUGCUGGCUCCUUGACAUCCUCUUCCAAUGUGAAGGAAAGCAAGAUGGUGGGCUUUGAUGACGUGCAACUUCAACUCUUGGAUAAGCUCACUGGAGGGAACCGUAACCGCCAAAUCAUCCCAAUCACAGGGAUGGGCGGGAUUGGUAAGACCACUCUUGCCCGACAUAUAUUUGAGCAUGCCCUUGUUAAGGAGUAUUUUGAUAUUCGUGCAUGGACUACAAUUUCUCAAACUUAUACUGUUAGAGAAACACUUAGUCAAGUUCUUCACCAAGUAACUGGAAAUUUGGGUAGCGAUCUGAGUGACGAGAACGAAUUGGGAGAAAAAUUGUACAAGUAUUUAUGCGGUAGGAGGUAUAUUAUAAUACUAGAUGAUAUGUGGAGGGUAGAGGUGUGGGACAAGAUCAGGUUUUUCUUUCCCGAUUACAAUGAUGGGAGUCGAGUAAUCGUAACGACUAGGCUAUCAAACUUGGCUGCCGAGUUGACAGACUCUAACAGCAUUGGUCUGAAAUUUUUAGAUGAUGUUUGUAGCUGGAGUUUGUUCUCCAAAACUGUAUUUGGGGAUGAGGGUUUUCCUCUUCAUCUCGAGGAAAUCGGAAAAAAAAUUGUUGGGAAGUGUAAGGGACUUCCUUUGUCGAUUGCUGUGAUUGGGGGUCUUUUGGCAAAGUCCGAACUUACACUGGAAUAUUGGGAGCACAUAGAGGAAAACUUAACCUCAAUAUUGAAUUUUGAGAAUGAUGAAUAUUGCUUGAGAAUAUUGAAACUAAGCUAUGACCAUUUGCCUGCCUAUCUGAAGCCUUGUUUUUUGUACAUGGGAGUGUUUGAGGAAGAUGAGGAAAUUAGGGUUGUAGAACUCAUGAGAUUAUGGAUUUGUGAAGGCUUUCUUAAACCAAUAAUCAAUAAAAGCUCGAAAACAAUUGCCAAUGAGUAUCUGAAGGAGCUAGUCGAUAGAAACCUCAUUCUAGUUCAUGAGUUGGGGAAACUUGGGAAUAUUAAGUUCUGCAAAAUGCAUGAUUUACUGAGAGAUCUAUGUUUGAAAGAAGCUGAAAAGCAGAGGUUUUAUUAUGUCUUAGGGCAACAUUAUCCUCGAGGAUAAAUAGCCAACGCCGCAUUGUUAUUCCCAGAAGCACUUCAGCUAUGACAGUAAGGGAUGCCAUGGAAACUAUGUCAUCACGUGCUCGUUCUUUCAUAUGUCAUGGUGAAAUUGAGGUUCCAGAAUUGCUAGAUUUCAGAUUUUUGAGGACAUUGAGUACAUAUAAGUAUUUCGGAGGGUAUUUAGAUGAAAAUGUGGUGAACUUGAGGUACCUUUCGGGUGAAUUUCGUGAGGGGUUCCAAAUUUCUUCUUCAAUUAGUCUGCUCUGGAAUCUACACAUACUAAUUGUUUUUGGUUGUGGUGUAUCUACUGCACCAGUAGAAAUUUGGAAAAUGCAUCAGCUUAAGCAUGCCAAGUUCGUACGUGGAGUAAUGUAUCUCCCAGAUCCUCCGAGCGGGCAUAGUGAUGUUAUGAUGGAGAAUCUAGAGACGCUCAAAGGAGUGCUUGAUUUCAACUUGAAUGAAGAAGUGGUUAAGAGAAUUCCCAAUAUCAAGAAACUGUCUAUAACAUACAAGGACAGAGUGAAGUGCCUCAGCUAUCUUCAAUGUCUGAGUAAGCUGGAAAGCUUGAGGUGCAUUAUUCAAUAUGGAAGUGAUGAUGAGUAUCUGCAGAGUAUUAGCUUCCCGCACUCACUCAAGAAGCUGUAUCUUUAUUGCGAAGAUAGCUUCCCGCAUUUGGAGGAAAUUCUGGAAAAGAUAGGUUCAUUACCACUUCUUGAGAAGCUCGAAUUGAGAUAUGGGCAGUUUGCAACACGCAGUUGGGAAAUAGUUGAAGGCCAAUUCCCCAGCCUCAAAUACUUGAGUUUGUGGCAUUGUGUGGAUAUGGAAUUUUGGACGUUAGAGGGCUUCUGUUUGCCACGCCUUGAGCAACUUCACCUCGGAUGGGUGGAGUCGUUGGAGGAGUUCCCUUCAGAAAUUGGAGAAAUACCAACACUCAAAUCAAUUGAAUUGUGGUUUUGCAGUGAAUCAAUGGCUGUGUCUUUGAAAAAGAUAGUCGAGGAACAAGAGGAAUUACAAGGGGACCCAUCCUUUCAUGUUCUAGUUAGGUCAUCCAACGUCAGCCAAGAACUGCAGAGCUUGGCAACUCCCAACUUUCGUGUAGAUAAAUGGUAGUUUGAUGUGAUGAGGAAUUGAAUUGUGGGAAUACUAGUUUGAGUGAUUAAUUUUCAAUCUCUCUCUCUUCCUUCUUCUAA
This is a messenger RNA of Salvia miltiorrhiza (redroot sage), 3059 nucleotides long. Its product is annotated as putative late blight resistance protein homolog R1C-3. The coding region runs from base 167 to 1870 and encodes 567 amino acids. NCBI's taxonomy places the organism in Eukaryota, Viridiplantae, Streptophyta, Magnoliopsida, Lamiales, Lamiaceae. Gene Ontology annotation, biological process: defense response to other organism. Gene Ontology annotation, molecular function: ADP binding. The transcript has 2 exons. The record is from RefSeq and is a predicted model, not a curated record.